AUGUCGCCUUUUAAAGUGAAUGUGUUAACUGGUUUUAUUGGAGACGUUCCAGUUAUGUUUGCUAAACCCCAAACUUUCGUGAAUGCAAGUGAUCAGUCUGUUGGGGCUAUUGUAUCGUAUUACAAGAUUCCAUUAAAGCAAGUACUCGCGAUUUUUGACGACUUAGAUUUGCCAUUUGCAAAGUUGCGGCUUUUGCCUAAAGGUGGCCAUGGAGGACACAACGGAAUGAGGAUUAUCAUCGAUCACUUCAAAGGGAACCGUGAUUUUCCUCAUUUAAGAAUUGGCAUUGGAAGGCCACCUGGGAAAAUGGAUCCAGUCAACUUUGUUCUUCGCCCAUUCAAUAAACUAGAACGUGAAGAGUUGAACUUCACAUUUCAACAUGGCCUGGAAGCAGUACGGAUUCUUUUGCUGGAGGGGUUUAAUAACAGUGCCUCAUUUGCUAACAGUGCCAAAACCCUGGAACAACUUGGUUAACUUCAGGCGCAAAUUGUAAUUACUGGCU
Molecule: messenger RNA, 502 nt
Organism: Juglans microcarpa x Juglans regia
Lineage: Eukaryota; Viridiplantae; Streptophyta; Magnoliopsida; Fagales; Juglandaceae
Product: peptidyl-tRNA hydrolase, mitochondrial-like
Exons: 7
Coding region: 1-474 (157 amino acids)
Molecular function (GO): peptidyl-tRNA hydrolase activity
Source: RefSeq, a predicted model, not a curated record